AUGGAUUUAUUGUGGCUCAAGCAAUUUACAGUCCUCCUCUGGAAAAAUUUUCUUUUGAAGAGGCGGCAGGUAAUUGGUUUGGUUGUGGAAAUCCUUAUAGUAUUCAUACUCUUGGCAUUAAUUUUGUUGGAACGCAAACAUACGAGAAGGUAUUCAAAUGACGCCACCACUUAUAACCCUCUCCCCUUGACACUGCCUGCUUUCCUCAUCAAUUCUAUGCAUGAAUAUGAGUUGGUUUAUGUGCCUUCUGAAAGCAAUGCAGCCAGAAAAAUUACUGAGAUGGUGAAGAGGGAUUUAAAUUUCACUUUUAAAGUUCGAGGCUUUUCUUCAGAAAAAGAUUUUGAGAAGUACAUUAGGGAUGAAAAUAAGUCUGUUCGUGUGCUGGCUGCGAUCGUAUUUGAUCAUAACUUCAAACAAAGCAAUGAUCCUUUGCCGCUUCAGGUAAAAUAUCAUCUGCGUUUUAGUAUUUUUGGUGAUCUAGGUCAUUCACAUAAUGCAUCUAAAAGCCAAAGAAAUGUAGUAUGGAAUACAUCUGCUCUCUUUCCAGAAGUACCUCCUUUAGGAUCCAGACACACGUAUGAUGCAGAUGGGGGAGGUUUCGGGUACCUCAAAGAAGGGUUCCUGACUGUGCAGCAUUCCUUAGAUAAGGCCAUCAUGGUAUAUCAUAAUGACAGAGCUGCAGAAAUGAUGUUUGAAAAUACUAAAACUUUUGUUAGGAGAUUUCCAUACCCUGCCCAUUAUUAUGAUAGUUACAUGUGGGGAUUUAUGGGUUCUUUCUCUUGGAUGGUUUUAUUUCUGUUUCUUCAAACUGAACUUACCCUCAUCAGGACCAUUGUCUCGGAAAAGGAAAAGAGAUUAAAGGAGUACCAGCUUAUGAUAGGACUCACUCAUACUACCCUGUGGGCUUCGUAUUUCAUCACAUUCUUACUGAUGCAUUUAAUUGUCCUCUGCUUACUGUGUGCAGUUUUAUUUCUCAAGAUUACGCAUGUGAAAGUCCUCCCACACAGUGACCCAACACUUUUUUUCACCUUUUUCCUGUGUUUUAUCAUCGCCUCAAUAUUGUUUGGCUUUCUGAUUACCACAUUCUUCAAUACAGCUUCUUUGGCGGUUGCUGUUGGAGGUUUUCUCUAUUUUCUCACUUUCUUUCCACAUGCACUUAUCAGAAAUAGGUAUGCACAGAUGAGCCUCAGUAACAAGCUGGCUUCCUGUCUCCUUUCAAAUAUUGCUGUGUGUAUGGGGAUAGAUAUACUGUGCAAGAUGGAAAUGAAGGAGGAUGGUAUUCAGUGGAAUAACCUCUUUUCACCAGUGAACCCAGAUGAUAACCUAACCUUGGGCCACAUUAUGCUAAUGCUUUUACUUGAUGCUUACUUGUGUGGCCUUGUGGUCUGGUAUGUAGAAGCUGUCUUUCCAGGGAAGUAUGGUGUGCCCAAGCCAUGGAAUUUCUUCCUGCAGAAAUCUUACUGGUUUGAGGAACCAAGCCCAAUAAAGGAAGAUAGUGAACCUACUGAUAUUUUGGAAAGUGAUUAUUUUGAAGCUGAACCUGCUGAUUUGCCAGUUGGUCUCAGGAUCCAUCAUCUGCACAAGGAAUUCUCAUUACAGAAUACUACCGUAAUAGCAAUAAAAGACUUGUCUUUGAAUGUAUAUGAGGGGCAGAUCACUGUUCUUCUAGGGCGUAAUGGAGCAGGAAAGACCACAACUUUGUCCAUCCUCACAGGUUUCUAUCAUCCUACCAGGGGAAAGGUCUAUAUUAGUGGACAUGACAUCUCAAAGGACAUGGUUCUAGCCAGGAAAAGCAUGGGCUUCUGCCCACAGGAUGACCUAUUGUUUCCGAACUUGACAGUAGCAGAACACCUCUAUUUCUACUGUGUGAUAAAAGGAGUACAUCCAGAUGAGCAUUCCACAGAAAUUAACAAAACUCUGACUGCUUUUGGCCUGCUGCAAAAGCGUGAUGAAUUUUCAAAGAACCUGAGUGGUGGCAUGAAGCGCAAACUCUCUAUCAUGAUAGCACUUGUAGGGGGCUCCAAGGUGGUGAUACUUGAUGAGCCAACAUCUGGCAUGGACCCAAUCUCAAGGAGAACCACCUGGGAUCUCCUUCAGCAAUAUAAAGAGGAUCGUACUAUCUUACUGACCACCCACUUCAUGGAUGAAGCUGACACCCUGGGUGACCGCAUAGCCAUCAUGGUCAAGGGGACCCUGCAGUGCUGUGGCUCUCCACUUUUCCUGAAAAAAAUAUAUGGUGUGGGAUACCAUAUGGUCAUUGUGAAGAAAUCUAAUUGUAAAGUUGAAAAAAUCUCCGAACUAAUUUAUCAUCAUGUACCAACUGCCAGUUUGGAGACCAAUGUUGCAGCUGAAUUAUCAUUUGUCCUGCCCAAAAAAUACACACACAGAUUUGAAGGCCUGUUUACUGAUCUGGAAAACAGACAGACAGAGCUGGGCAUUGCUGGCUUUGGUGUCUCUAUCACUACCAUGGAAGAAGUUUUCUUUAGGGUCAAUAAUAUGGCAGAGUUUGAAUUGAAUAAGGAGGCUCCCUCCCUGAAGAAUCAAAACAUAACAGAAGAGAAAAACCAGAAUAUGAACGUGCCCAGAAAUUUUGAGAGACCAGAUUUUCACAUCAUGAAUGAACGCUCUAUUACGUAUAAUACUGGGUGUGCUCUUUACAGCCAGCAGUUCGUUGCAAUGCUCAUAAAGAGGGGAAUUUUCACUCGGCGCAACUGGUUACCGUUGUUGAUACAGAUGCUAGCAUUUCUGGGCAUUGUUUUUUUUCUGGUGAGAGGUAUGAGCUUUUCAAGAGCUAAUAAUGAUGAACCUGCCAGGCAAAUGGAUUUGGAACAAUAUGGUAAAACCACUGUGCCUUUCUCAAUUUCUGGAAAUUCUGAUUUGGCUAUGAAUCUAAAAAAAAAUCUUGAGAUCCUGCUAAAGGCUAAGAAGCAAAAUCCUCUGGAAGUACAAGGUGACCUGCAGGAGUACUUAGUAAACAGUCAAAAAUGCAUUUACUCAUGUAUUAUUGCACUUUCCAUUGAGGCUGCUACAGUCAACAAGACACUUACCUUUUGGUUCAACAAUGAGGCAUACCAUUCAUCAUCGUUAUCCCUAGCAGUGUUAGACAAUAUUAUUUUUAUGUCACUUUCUGGACCAGACGCUUCUAUUACAGUAUCCAACAAACCUCAGCCUAAACCUCCUGCUAAUACUAAACCAGAUAAACGCAAUACCUCUGGAUUCCAGUUAGCCCUUUAUUUGUUUUUUGGUGUGAACAUUUUGGUCAAUGGCUUCUGCCUCCUGACAGUGACUGAGAGGAUCACUAGAGCAAAGCACAUUCAGUUUGUGACUGGGGUCUAUGUCAUUAAUUUCUGGGCCUCUGCUCUGUUGUGGGAUUUCGCCAUCUACUUCAUUGCCUGCUGCUUGCUACUGGUGGUGUUCUUAUUGGCCGGAUUGGAUGUAUUGAUCAAGGAUUACCACUUUUUGGACACAUUGCUCAUCCUUAUGCUGUUCGGCUGUUCUAAUAUUCCCUUCAUAUACCUGAUAAGUUUCCUGUUUUCUAAUAGUACCAGUGCCUACAUCUUUCUCUUCAUGUUCAACCAAUGUGCAGGGCUUUUUACUAUGAUUGUGGAUAUCAUACUAAACAACAUAGAGGGCAUAAGAUAUAAAAACACCAUACUUAAUUCAUUUAUGCUGUUACCCAUUUAUAACCUUGGAAUGAGCAUAAGCAAGUACUGUGACAUCCAACAGUUUAAGAAACUGUGUUCCUCCAUGAACAUUGUUUCUAACUCCACUGCUUGUAGGAAAGUAAUUGAACUGAAUGUAUAUAGUUUGAAAGAAGAUGCAAUUGGAAGGCAUUUAGUUGCAAUGGCUGUCACAGGAUUCAUUUUCUUCCUCUUGAUUUUCCUUCUGGAGACCACCUCUUGGAAACUGAGAACCUUUGUAUCUCGUUAUAUUUUCUUUGGUAUCUACAAGACAUUUAAUAAGGAUACAGUAUCCACAGAAUUAUCUGUGGAAUCUGAAGAUGAAGAUGUACAAAAUGAAAGAGAGAGAGUCCUGGAGCAGUCACAAGAGGUUCUGAAUUCCACAGUACUUAUUAAAGAACUCACUAAGAUAUAUUUUCAAGUUCCAGCCAUUCUGGCUGUAAGAAAUAUCUCCCUUGCAAUCCAAAAGGAGGAGUGCUUUGGAUUGCUUGGAUUAAAUGGAGCUGGGAAAACUACUACCUUCCAAAUGUUGUCUGGAGAGUCAGUUGCUACCUCUGGGGAUGUGUUCAUUGAUGGCUUCAGCAUCACCAACAACAUCCUAAAGGUAAGGUCAAGAAUUGGCUAUUGUCCACAGUUUGAUGCCUUGCUGGAUUACAUGACUGCUCGGGAAAUACUGAACAUGUAUGCCAGGUUGUGGGGGAUCUCUGAGGCCACCAUUCACCUUUAUGUGAACAAGUUGUUGAAAUUGCUGAAUCUGGAAACCCAUGCUGAUAAGUUUAUCUAUACUUACAGUGGAGGAAACAAGCGUAAGUUGAGCACUGCUAUUGCCAUCAUGGGAAAGCCCUCAGUCAUCUUCCUGGAUGAGCCAUCUACUGGCAUGGACCCAGUAGCCCGGCGCCUGCUCUGGAAUGUCGUGGCACAGGCACGUGAAAGUGGCAAAGUCGUCAUCAUCACCUCCCACAGUAUGGAGGAAUGUGACGCCCUGUGUACCAGGCUGGCUAUAAUGGUGAAGGGAAAAUUUGUGUGCCUGGGCAGCCCUCAGCACCUAAAGAACAAGUUCGGCAAUAUUUACAUUCUGAAGGUCAAGUUCAAGACUGGUGUAGAUGAGAAUACAAUGGAAAAUUUUAAAAUAUUUAUUACUGAAGUUUUCCCAGGCAGUGUCUUAAAGCACGAAAAUCAAGGGAUCUUUAACUAUUACAUUCCCAGCAAGGACAAUAGCUGGGCAAAGGUGUUUGGCAUUUUGGAGAAAGCUAAAGAGCAAUUUGAUUUAGAAGAUUAUUCCAUCAGUCAGAUAACACUGGAGCAAGUUUUCCUGACCUUUGCUAACCAAGAUAAUCAGCCAAAUAGAUAG
Messenger RNA from Cynocephalus volans (Philippine flying lemur), 5031 nucleotides. Its product is annotated as phospholipid-transporting ATPase ABCA3-like. Gene Ontology annotation, biological process: lipid transport; transmembrane transport. Gene Ontology annotation, cellular component: membrane; intracellular membrane-bounded organelle. The record is from RefSeq and is a predicted model, not a curated record. Gene Ontology annotation, molecular function: ATP binding; ATP hydrolysis activity; lipid carrier activity. NCBI's taxonomy places the organism in Eukaryota, Metazoa, Chordata, Mammalia, Dermoptera, Cynocephalidae. Bases 1 to 5031 code for a protein of 1676 amino acids. The transcript is spliced from 30 exons.